Penicillium chermesinum is the source of this 4335-nucleotide messenger RNA. Its product is annotated as putative protein kinase. Gene Ontology annotation, biological process: peptidyl-threonine phosphorylation; peptidyl-serine phosphorylation. NCBI's taxonomy places the organism in Eukaryota, Fungi, Ascomycota, Eurotiomycetes, Eurotiales, Aspergillaceae. Gene Ontology annotation, molecular function: ATP binding; protein serine/threonine kinase activity. The record is from RefSeq and is a predicted model, not a curated record. Bases 1 to 4335 code for a protein of 1444 amino acids. The transcript is spliced from 5 exons.
AUGCCGGCCAAGCCGUCGCAGACUCCGGGGAGGGGUCAGGCUGGUGUGAUCCAGUCCACUUCUUCAAACCCCUCACGAAAUGACGAUUCCGGAUCAGGAGCAGAAACCCCGGCCCGACGACGCCUGCAGAAAGCCGCCUCGACUACCUUCCAUACGAGUAACUCCGCAAACCUCGACCCUCAGUCCUCCCGGGGCGUAGCCAGCCCGCGUUCAGGUGGAAUGGGCCGCCGAAGACUGUCCAUCAGAGAUCAGAAGGCUCCUCAGGGGCCACGGCCCCAGGAGGGUUCGCGCUGGAGUAGCAAACCGACCGGUGGCUACUUCCAUUCCGAAACUUCUUCGAUCGACUCGACCGGUGAAUCCAACAAGCCAUAUCCCUACAAUAUCCGAACCACAAGUGUGGGAAACCUUGCUAAGCAGGAACCCAGUCGAACUCCCCCAGAGAGCAUGGAGUUCCUUGCGCCUAUAAACUUCGACGAUUUCCAUAACAGUAUCAUGGCGGAGCCUAGUUUGAACCAUUUCCCCAUGCCUGGAAAUGGUGGAAACGGAUCUGAAAAUAGACACUCCGGCUUGUCAAACAACAGCAAUUGGACGAACCAUAGUUAUGAUAGCAACUUUUCAGAUCGCACUCGAUCUGGCUCCGCUCGCAGGAAAAGUGAGGUCUCGCGCGUUAAUAUGCCACCGGCUGCCCCCAACAGCACAGGCCUGUCAUCCACACCAACCAAUGCACGAGCGCGCCGCCAAAGUCUUGCGCAGCCUUCAAACGGUACUACCACCCGGGGAUCCCGAAAAUCGAUCAGCUCCGGAGCCUUCGCACCAACCACUGCAUCUGCAAGACGGGCAAGUCUCAGUGCCCGCAAAGUCAGCACCGACACUACUGCGCGAAACAAUAUUGCAGGGAAUUCCCUGCAACCUCGAGCAUCGCAAGCGAAUCUCAGCUUGGAGGACGAGAAGGUGCCGUCUUCAGUCCGAAGUCUCAAAGCCAAGUCAUUUCAGCCAAGCGUACGUGAGCCGCGGGGGCCUUACUUGACCGCAUCUGGGCCUACGGAUCAUAGUCGCUCCUCAUCGACCAACAAUGCCGUGCGCACUCCGGUUAAGGAUACUUCUGGCAAUGUCGUAACAACGCCUUCCUCAUCAUCUAAGCGUAUGUCUGUCGCACCGCAGGCAUUGCAUGCAACAGGCUUGGGCGCCCGCACCAUUAGCCCCACUGAUGCGAGGCGAAUGAAGCGGAUGUCAACAAUGCCUCCUGCCCCUCCCAUGCCUCAUACCCCUCCCACACAGACUGCUGAACCUCUCCCCACUCGGCCUCUCUCGUCCACACACACCUUGAAUCACUCCCCUUCUUUCCUUCCAAGAAAAAGCGUCACGCCAUCCUCUAACCGGACAACCCCAGAUCCGAACCGCAAGUCCUAUAGCUCUGGGCUGUCCUUGUCCUCAAACACGAGCUACAACUCCGUGCGAAAUUCAAGCAGCUCACUUCAACCGCGACUUUCUCAAAAUCUUUCCACAUCGCGAUUGCCAACUCCUAAACCGCGCACGGAACAGAAUUCAACAAAUAACGAAGAGGAGGCUGAACUGGAAGCCCCCGUUUUCCCGGCUCCAAGAAAGUCUAGCCUCCCUGUUGAUAUUGGACAACUAAGCAUUGCGCGAGACUCGGACUCGGAUGCUAUUGGCCGAUAUAGCCCUGUCACGAAUGGCAAUGGCAAUGGCAAUGGCGAUGGCAAUGACUUCUCUGCUGGGCGAGGGACGAAGACUGCAGACUCACGAACAAAGACGUCCACAGUCACAACGCGCAAAGGUCUACAGCCUCUGAAGCUACCGCCGCUAAAUCUUCUCCCCUUGGGCACGCCAAUGACCACGAAGAUUGAAGCAUUGAAAGACCGAGAAGCUGAGGAUCGCAAAGCCCAUACGCCCUCUCACCAACUCGGGGCGAAGACUCCCAGCACGCCUAUGACCGCGUCAAAGGCAUCAAACUUCUGGACAUACGAUGAUGACGACGAUGACGAUGAUAGAGCAGCUGCCAAUUUUCCGCGAAGCAACACUUCCCAUUUCGCAAUCAGCACCUCUUCAACAGCUGCUGCGUUGCGAGCGGCGAGCAGCACUAGUGCAUUUGAGAGCUUCGAGACGCCGAACGGAACACGAAAUAUCUCACCUUACGCGUCGUACACCUUGCCCAAGUCUAGUACGGACUUCAAUUCGCUUCGGCACCAACCUAGCGCAGAUUAUUCUUCCAACCGGGCAUCUCAUUCGUAUAAGUUGACCGGACCAAGACCUCAGACUCAGAGCGCCAUAUUCACACCUGCCACUGAACGCCUUAGCCAGGCCUCAACACCAUCUGAGCCGGAGAGUGCCACCGCGCCCACUCCAUCACUGCGUGAUCGAUUGAACGUGGCGCGUAUCCGCAGUAGCUCCAAGACCAACAGCUCCUCAGAUGUUAACAUGGAUCCGGCCAAGUACGAUAACAUGCCUCCCCCUAAGCUCCCAGCAUCUGCCACCUGGAACAAUUUAUCCUCUGUUCCCUCCACAAGUCCAGUCCAUAAGACCUCCUACCUGAAACCGCGUCGUCAAUCGUCAGUCUCGAGCAUCACCAAACAGCCUUCUUCCCCCAGGAAACCGAGUGUGAGCAGUGAACGAAGUUUAACACUUGAGAUGACGCCAUCCAACGAGUCCACUGGAAAUGAGCAGCAAUCUCGUUCCAGCAGCAAUUACGUGUCGCCAGUCCAUAAGAUCAUCAGUUCAGCUCGUUCCAGUGCUGCUGUCACAUCUCGACCGAGUGAAUCCACUGCCGACGCGGACACGGUCAUUGCAGAUGAAGAAAUGAGACGGCUAGGCGCCAAAAGAAAGGACUUUGAGACUGCUGCCAAGCAGCUGGAUGAGCUACGCCGUAAGGCAGGCCCGAAAGAUCGGGUCAGCCCCGCCUCUGCACUAAAGAUGGCUAAUCUCAACAUUUUUGAGCGAGGAGAGAUCAUCGACUAUCGCGAUAUCUUUUUCUGUGGUACUCAAACCGCGAAGAAGCAUGUCGGGGAUCUCCAUUCAGGUGCUGCGAACUUUGGCUAUGAUGACGAUCGUGGUGACUAUAAUAUUGUCAUAGGUGACCAUCUUGCGUAUCGCUAUGAAGUUGUCGAUGUCCUUGGCAAGGGUAGUUUCGGACAAGUUGUGAGAUGUGUCGAUCAUAAGACUGGUGCUUUGGUCGCGGUGAAGAUCAUUCGCAACAAGAAGCGAUUCCAUCAGCAGGCUCUGAUUGAAGUCAAUCUUCUUAAAAAGCUGAAGGAUUGGGACCCUAAUCGCGAGCACAGUGUGGUCAAUUUCGUCGAGAGCUUUUACUUCCGCGGCCACCUCUGUAUUUCAACCGAGCUCCUGGGGAUUAAUUUGUAUGAGUUCAUCAAGGCACACGACUUCCGCGGUUUCUCCCUCAAACUGAUCCGGCGGUUCACCAAACAAAUGCUCAGCAGUCUUAUCCUGCUCCAUGCUAAGAAGGUCAUCCACUGCGACUUGAAGCCUGAAAACAUUCUCCUGGUUCACCCAUUGAAUUCGGAGAUUCGUGUCAUUGAUUUUGGCUCCAGCUGCUUCGAAAAUGAGAAGGUCUACACUUACAUCCAAAGUCGAUUCUAUCGUUCGCCCGAGGUUAUUCUUGGGAUGUCGUACGGCAUGCCUAUCGACAUGUGGAGUCUUGGGUGUAUCCUCGCUGAAUUAUUCACUGGCUACCCUAUCUUCCCUGGUGAGAAUGAACAAGAGCAAUUGGCUUGCAUUAUGGAGAUCUUCGGCCCCCCAGAGAAACAUUUGAUCGAAAAGAGUACACGAAAGAAGCUUUUCUUCGACUCGCUGGGUAAACCGCGGUUGACGGUCUCUUCGAAGGGUCGACGUCGCCGUCCGAGCACCAAGGACCUCCGACAGGCUCUGAAGUGCGAAGACGAUGCUUUCCUCGACUUCAUCACUCGCUGCUUACGCUGGGACCCUGCCAGGCGAAUGAGCCCUCAGGAGGCUUUGAAGCACGAAUUCAUCACAGGCAUCAAGUCGACUGCUCGCCCUCGCGUGUAUGCUGCGGCUAACUCCUCACCUGCCAAACGUGGUAUAUCAUCCAGCGGACGGCCCCUUCCAGAGCCACCUACCACAGGCGCAAAGACUGGUUACAUGCGUAAUCCGUCUGGAAGCUCUCCCACCAAAAAUGGGAAACGGCAUUCGACUGUAAGCGGAUUGCCGCCUUCCAGUCCCGCCAAACGAGGCUCACAUAGCUCCACCACCGGUGGAACUGGUCUUCCGCGUGCUUCUGCUCGAAGUAUCAGUGGAAAGCCUGACCUCGCCACCGCAGCGGCGGCAACUAGCCUGAAGACAAAAUAA